Otolemur garnettii (small-eared galago) is the source of this 882-nucleotide messenger RNA. RefSeq names its product UBX domain protein 2B (gene UBXN2B). The coding region runs from base 110 to 697 and encodes 195 amino acids. NCBI's taxonomy places the organism in Eukaryota, Metazoa, Chordata, Mammalia, Primates, Galagidae. Gene Ontology annotation, cellular component: nucleus; cytosol. Gene Ontology annotation, biological process: autophagosome assembly; membrane fusion; proteasome-mediated ubiquitin-dependent protein catabolic process. The record is from RefSeq and is a predicted model, not a curated record. Gene Ontology annotation, molecular function: ubiquitin binding. The transcript is spliced from 6 exons.
GGAGCCCAGGCGCGCAGGCGCCUCGCCGAGCCCCGCCCCCCGGUUUCCAGGCAACCGACCCGGAAGUUGCGGAAAGGUGUCUACGGCAGGUGCCGCGAGUCGGCGGAAGAUGGCGGAGGGUGGCGGCGAGUCUGGCGAGCAGGAGCGGAGGUCCUCGGUGCCGCGGCCCCCGAGCGCGCGGGACUUGCAGUUGGCCUUGGCAGAACUGUAUGAAGAGGAAGUGAGAUGCAAACCUUCCAAGUCUGAUAGACCUAAAGCUGCAGUCUUUAAGAGCCCACGAACACCACCUCAGAGGUUUUAUUCAAGUGAACAUGAAUACAGUGGAUUACAUAUAGUUCGGCCUUCAACUGGGAAAAUUGUGAAUGAACUUUUUAAAGAGGCAAGGGAGCAUGGGGCUGUUCCUCUGAAUGAAGCCACAAGAGCUUCAGGUGACGACAAAUCUAAGUCGUUUACAGGUGGAGGAUACAGAUUGGGUAAUUCCUUUUGUAAGCGGUCUGAAUAUAUCUAUGGAGAAAAUCAGCUGCAAGAUGUUCAGAUUUUGCUUAAACUGUGGAGCAAUGGUUUCAGUUUAGAUGAUGGAGAAUUGAGACCUUACAGUGACCCAACAAAUGCUCAAUUUCUGGAGUCUGUUAAAAGAGGGGUGACUCUCAUUGCAUGUAUGCCUGAAAUUCAGCAACUUAUGUUAGAAACCUUUUGAAGUCACAUUGCUACUGACAGAAGAUUUCAAAAGGUUAGUUUGAAGUUACAAUUUGUGAAAGUAAACCAGAUAUUCAAUACUCUGACCCAUUCAAAGAACAUUAUAACUUACCAGUUUUUCUUGUUAAAGGAUGAGAGAAAUCAAGUGAUUUUGCUAUAGAAAUAAAAGGCUUUCUACAUUACGAU